Molecule: messenger RNA, 4635 nt
Organism: Cryptotermes secundus
Lineage: Eukaryota; Metazoa; Arthropoda; Insecta; Blattodea; Kalotermitidae
Gene: Cand1
Product: cullin-associated NEDD8-dissociated protein 1
Exons: 21
Coding region: 169-3888 (1239 amino acids)
Biological process (GO): SCF complex assembly; protein ubiquitination
Cellular component (GO): nucleus
Source: RefSeq, a predicted model, not a curated record
AGAACCGUGAGAAGUUGGUUGAUGCUGGAGGUGAAUAGUUGGAGACUAGUUGUGCCGGUUGGUUGUCGUGAAUAUUGAAUAAAACUAGUCGUAAUACAGAAUUGUCCCCUCCGAUUUGUGCAGUCUUAAAUUCCAUUUAAUUGAUAUAUUUGCUUGCUAUUCAUUAAGAUGGCGAGUGUAUCGUAUCAAAUAGCAAAUUUACUAGAGAAGAUGACCUCAAGUGAUAAGGAUUUUAGAUUUAUGGCCACCAAUGAUUUGAUGACAGAACUUCAGAAGGACAGCAUUAAAUUGGAUGAUGAUUCCGAACGUAAAGUUGUGAAGAUGUUAUUGCGUUUAUUGGAAGACAAAAAUGGAGAAGUUCAAAAUUUGGCCGUGAAAUGCCUUGGUCCAUUGGUCAACAAAGUAAAGGAAUUCCAGGUAGAAACAAUUGUGGAUGCAUUAUGUGGCAACAUGGUAUCUGAUAAAGAGCAGUUACGUGACAUUUCAAGUAUUGGCCUGAAGACAGUGAUCAGUGAACUUCCACUGGCUUCCAGUGGCCUUGCUUCCAACGUGUGUAAACGCAUCACUGGACGACUUAGUAAUGCAAUUGAGAAGCAAGAAGAUGUAUCAGUGCAACUAGAAGCAUUGGAUAUUCUUGCAGAUUUGUUAUCCAGGUUUGGAGGCUUGCUUAUUAAUUUUCACACUACUAUUCUGGCAGCUUUAUUGCCACAGCUGUCUUCACCACGUCAGGCUGUCAGGAAGAGGACUAUUGUUGCUUUGAGUCACCUGGUCAUGUCGUGUAACCAUCCACUUUAUACUAAGUUGAUCGACUUCCUUUUGGAUGGUCUGUCUCAUGACACUUCCACCUCAACCACUCGGACAUACAUCCAAUGUAUUGCAGCCAUUUGUCGACAAGCAGGCCAUCGAUUUGGUGAGCACAUUGAACGAGUCAUGCCCCUGAUAGUGCGGUACAGUCGAGAGGAAGAUGAUGAGCUCAGGGAGCAUUGUCUGCAAGCCUUCGAAGCAUUUGUACAUCGUUGCCCCAAGGAAAUUACUCCACACAUUCAUACUAUUACAGAGCUAUGCCUGACUUACAUUGUCUAUGACCCCAACUAUAAUUAUGAUGAUGAGGGAGAUGAAGGUGAGGAUGGAGUUGUAAUGGAGACUGAGGAAGAAGCUGAUGAUGAUGACAAUGACGAAUAUUCAGAUGAUGAUGACAUGAGCUGGAAAGUAAGAAGAUCUGCUGCGAAAUGUCUGGAGGCUGUCAUAGCAACCCGACAUGAACUGCUCUGUGAAUUCUACAGGGCACUGUCUCCAGCACUUAUUGCAAGGUUUAAAGAACGAGAGGAAAAUGUGAAGUCAGAUAUUUUCCAUGCAUACAUGGCUCUCCUGAGACAGACAAGACCGUCUGUUGGUGUGAGUCUUGAUCCAGACUGUAUGGACCAGGAAGAGGGACCAGUGUGUAUGCUACAGACACAGGUGCCAGCCAUUGUGAAGGCUGUACACAGCCAGAUGAAGGAAAAGAGCAUCAAGACUCGACAGGACUGCUUCACUCUCCUCAAGGAGCUGGUCAUUGUGCUGCCUGGAGCCCUGACUAAUCAUAUCCCUGCUCUCAUACCAGGCAUUCAGUACUCCCUAGGUGAUAAAAACUCCAGCAGCAACAUGAAGAUUGAUACAUUGGCUUUUGUGUACUGUUUGCUAACAUCACAUCCACCUGAAGUGUUUCAUAGCCACAUGGCUGUGUUAGUUCCACCUGUGAUCACAGCAGUUGCAGAUGGCUUUUAUAAAAUCACUGCUGAGGCACUGCUUGUCCUACAGCAGCUUGUUAAGGUCAUACGUCCUCUAGAUACACCAAGUAAUUUUGACUUCACCCCAUUUACUGGUGAACUGUAUCGUUGCACAUUAAUUCGUCUGAAGGCAGCAGACAUUGAUCAGGAGGUGAAGGAACGGGCAAUAUCUUGUAUGGGUCAGAUCAUCUGUAACCUUGGGGAUUACUUACAGGGUGAACUUCAUACUUGUCUGCCCAUCUUCUUGGACCGUCUUCGCAAUGAGAUCACUAGACUUACUACAGUAAAGGCACUUACUAAAGUAGCUGGUUCACCAUUACGUAUUGAUCUGCGACCAAUUCUGGGUGAAGCAGUGCCAAUACUAGGUUCAUUCCUUCGAAAGAACCAACGUGCACUAAAAUUGAGCACACUAACCUUGUUGGACACGCUUGUACGCAACUACAGCAAUGCCCUAAAUACAGAAUUACUCAAUAAGGUUAUCACUGAGCUGGCUCCACUGCUAAGUGAAGCAGAUCUCCACAUAGCACAGCUGACCCUAACAUUACUGACCUCAAUAGCCCAGUUGCACUCUGCAGCUCUUGCUCGUGUUUCUGAUGGAAUCUUGCCAGAGAUCCUCACGCUAGUCAAAUCACCAUUGUUACAAGGUGCUGCAUUAAAUUCAAUGCUCGAGUUCUUCCAAGCACUUGUGAAAGCUGGGCUUCCUGGACUGGGAUAUAGGGACCUUCUUUCUAUGUUGGUGACCCCAGUCACUCAAGGAAGGAUUGGAGAAUCAGUUCCUGUUCUCCAUAAACAGGCAUUCCACUCUUUAGCGAAAUGUGUGGCAGCACUGACAGUGACUUGGCAGCAGGAGGCUCUGACUGUUGUGGAACAAUUCCUCAGGGAUGUGCAGAAUCCUCGCAAUGAUGCACAACACAUUUUUGCUCUUCUGAUCAUUGGAGAGAUUGGAAGACAUAUUGAUCUGAGCAGUGUCACUAGCCUGAAGCAGGUGAUUCUUAAUUCGUUUUCACCUCCCUCAGAAGAGGUGAAGUCUGCAGCAUCUUAUACUUUAGGCAGUGUUGCUGUUGGCAACUUACCACAGUACCUGCCUUUUGUAUUGCAAGAGAUUGAAGCUCAACCCAAACGGCAGUAUCUGCUUCUACACUCUCUGAAGGAGAUCAUUUCAUGUCAGUCCUCAAGUCCUAGUGGUGUGCAGCUACUCCAGCCAUUUGUGCCUGCAAUUUGGCAGCAGUUGUUCCGACACUGUGAGUGUGGUGAGGAGGGGACACGAAAUGUUGUAGCAGAAUGUUUGGGAAAACUGACACUUAUUGACCCUGCAAGUUUACUGCCAAGAUUACAAGAAUCACUAGUGUCUGAUUCUGCACUUAUGAGAACAACAGUAGUAACAGCAGUCAAGUUCACCAUUUCUGAUCAGCCUCAAGCUAUUGAUCCGCUUCUGCGGCAAAGUAUCGGUCAAUUUCUGAGAACUCUGCAAGAUCCGGACCUGAAUGUGCGUCGAGUAGCUCUCGUAGCUUUCAACUCUGCAGCACAUAACAAACCUUCACUUGUUCGUGACUUGUUAGACUCUGUUCUCCCUCAGUUGUACAGUGAAACUAAAGUUAGGAAAGAACUGAUUCGUGAAGUUGAGAUGGGUCCAUUCAAGCACACUGUGGAUGAUGGUCUGGAUAUUCGUAAAGCAGCUUUCGAGUGUAUGUACACACUCUUGGACUCCUGCCUGGACCGCCUUGACAUAUUUGAGUUCCUGAAUCAUGUUGAAAAUGGUUUGAAAGACCAUUAUGAUAUCAAAAUGUUGACAUACCUCAUGGUUGCACGGUUGGCACAACUUUGUCCCACUGCUGUACUGCAGAGACUGGACAGACUAGUAGAACCCCUUCGUAACACUUGUACCAUGAAGGUGAAGGCCAACUCUGUGAAGCAGGAGUAUGAGAAGCAGGAUGAACUGAAAAGGUCAGCAAUGCGUGCUGUGGCAGCCCUUCUCACCAUUCCUGAUGCAGACAAGAACCCACACCUUAGUGAAUUUGUCUCUCAAAUCAAAACCACUCCUGAGCUUCAACUAAUCUUCGAAUCAAUCCAGAAAGACUCAACAGGAGCUAGCCAAGAUGCAAAUCUUAUGGACCUAAGCUGAGUGAGAUGUGACUUCAAAACUACAAAUUUGGUACUGGCAGCCAUCAAUCUCUCUGCCCAGUGUAUCAUCAGUGUAGUUGGUCAAUUGUUCUGCUUAUCUGUGUCCUUUAUUGUAAAGUAGAUGGCACCUCAGUUGACAGAAUAGAACAGACUGUUUUUUAAACAAAAGGAAGUUUGCUUCAUUCUCAACAAAAAUUCAGAGGUCAAGCGCGAUAUAACCUUACCAAUAGGAAAGUAUGUGAGUUCGGUGUUGACAAUAUUUAUGCAGUAAUGGAAAACUUGUUUGGUAUAAAGUUUAAGCAAUAUACAUAAAACAAAAAUUUUAAAAUGUAUAGACUUAACUUUGGUUUUUCUUCAAAAAAUAGUAUUGCCAACAGUUAAUGUCAUUGUUCUUUUCAUAAUAUUACAUUUAUAGAAAUUAAAUUAUGCAAACAUAAAAUUUCGUAGUUCUUUUUGUUAUUGUUCAGUAUUCUCUUUUCUCCCCCUUCCUUUGAUGUGUUUCUGUAUCAUUUCCCUAUAUUCUGAAUUGUGACAGUGUAAGCUUAUGGUACUGAUCCAAGGUUCAGCAGGUGAAAAAUACUGAGCAUGAGUAAUGUGAGUGAAAAAUAUGGAAAACUGAUUUAUUUGUUGCACUAAAUUUUAAAUUUUGGUAUAUUAAAUACUUGUACUUACAUGUACAUACCUUACUUACAGGUCAGAAGGUACGGAUGGAAACUGAAUUAUUUUAAUUACCAUAGUUUCUUGAAUA